Messenger RNA from Leptopilina boulardi, 16146 nucleotides. It is a transcript of the gene trol, whose product is annotated as basement membrane-specific heparan sulfate proteoglycan core protein-like. The transcript has 56 exons. Lineage: Eukaryota; Metazoa; Arthropoda; Insecta; Hymenoptera; Figitidae. Gene Ontology annotation, molecular function: calcium ion binding; protein binding. Bases 339 to 15902 code for a protein of 5187 amino acids. Gene Ontology annotation, cellular component: neuron projection. The record is from RefSeq and is a predicted model, not a curated record.
UUGUGCGCGCUCGGCCCGCAGUUACCGAACGCCGGUUGUACACGCGCAGACAGUGCAAAACUGUUGUUGUUGUCUUGACGAUCGUGUGUCCGGUUUCUUUGGUUGGCAAAACCAGAUCUCUCUCUCUCUCUCUCUUGCGAACGUUCAGUUUUGCAGAAUUUUGUCGCAUGUGCGGGAGAUUAAACGCUCAAUGAUGUCUCCACGGUUUAGCUUUUAAAUGUAUUUUUUUUUUAAAUUAGAUUUUUAAAAAUUGUAACAAAAUUAGUAAGACAAAGUGAGAGUCAAAUAUAUAUUAAACGAGAAUUUCGAUAGUGAAUUUUUUCGGUCUCGUCCACAGGAUGAGGGGGAGUCUGUUAUUAUGGAAUGGUUUUCUUCUUCUAAUUAUUGGGACCGUUUCUGUCAUCAGUUUAGAGAAUGACGAUUUGGUGUUUGCUGAAAAUAGACUGUCUGAGGCUGAAAUCCCUCUUGUAGUGAAACAUCAGGAUGAAUCUAUUUUGCAAAGGAUAAAACGGGGAUUUUUAGAUUGGUUUACAUCUCCUUCGAAAUCAGCUUCAACGACUACGACAACAACAACUACUACAGUCGUUCCAGAAGAAAAAGAAGAGAUUGUUGCUCCAUUGAUUGACGAUGAUGAAACGCUUUUCAAAGACAGUACAACUCAAAAAAAUACCGUCGAUCAUGGAAAUAAUUUCUCGUCAAACAGAGUGGCACGGGAAAGCGGUGAAGAAAAUACCAUCUAUGAUGGAGAAUCUUUGGUUGAUGAAGAACAUAGAAACGAUCAAUCAAAUGACAUUGGACAUAUGGCAGAAAGUCGACGGACAGAAACCAGGUAUCGAACAAGUGAUGAUGAAGAUCUUGUUGGAUCAGGAGAGGCUGAAGGAAGUGCCAUUGAUUUGGAUCCACCCAGAAGAACUGAUUCGAAAAAGACAAGAUUUUAUCGAGCUACUCUUACAAUUGGCGAGCCAUACAGAAGGGACUAUGCUGAUAGAAAUUCCCAGGAAUACAAAGCAUUGAGUUACAAUUUAACAGAAACAUUAGCACGAUUAUAUCAAAAAGAAGCACCCGAGGAUUUUACACAUGUCACUGUCGUCAAGAUAGAAAAUACAACCGACGCUUUCAAGUCUCAAGUUACACUUGACAUUGGAACCUCAAUUUCUAACGAGGAUGAGGUGCGAAACAUUCUUGAAACAAAUCUGCAACUCCACAGUUUGGGUUAUAUCCAAGUGAGUCCAGAGGGAUUUUCAUUCCGUAGUUUUCAAGGAGUAGGCGAACCUUCAUAUGAAUGCAACAGCUUAACGGAAUUGACAUGUCGUAGUGGUACAUGUGUUCCUCUUCAUACACGUUGUGAUGGUAUAAAAAAUUGUAGUGAUGGAUCUGAUGAAUUGGACUGUCCUUCAACAACUGAGCAUGUUCGAGAUGAAGAUGAAGAUACGGAUUCUAACCAAUUGUUCAAUACAACAUACAGACCAAUAGAAAAUAAAUGUCGAGCAGAUGAUGUAGUAACAUGUCCCGAUGGAAGUCGACGUAUUUGUGGUGUUCAAAUGUGUGAUGGUAUUCCUGAUUGUGACGAUGGAAGUGAUGAAGAAAAUUGUCCACAUCCAGGUUGCAGCAUUGGAGAAUUUGCCUGCGAUGUUUCACGAUGUAUUUUGGAAUCUCAACGAUGUGACUACAAAGUUGACUGUCAUGACGGUAGUGACGAGCACGAUUGCGACUAUCCCGCUUGUAGCAGCAAUCAAUUCAAAUGUAGAAAUCUUCAAUGUAUAGACAUUAAACAAUAUUGUAAUGGAGUGCCAGACUGCCUGGAUGGUUCCGAUGAAAUAAAGUGCCAAUCUAGAAAAUGUACAGACGAUGAAUUUGAAUGCACGCCAGGAUACUGUGUGUCAAAUUCCAGACGAUGUGAUGGAGUAAAUGACUGCCAAAAUAGAAGAGACGAAUUAUAUUGUGGAUCACACAACACGACUCGAAAUUGUGGUCCGGAUCAAUUUGAAUGUGAUAAUGGCCGUUGCAUCAACAUAAAUCAGAAGUGCGAUGGUCGACAGGAUUGUCGCGAUUAUACCGAUGAGCACAAUUGCAAUGUGACAUCGUGUCCUGCGGAUCAAUUCCGUUGUUUAGAUGGCACCUGUUUGAAUAUAGACAAAAGAUGCGAUGGAAUUCAGGACUGUCGUAAUGGAGACGAUGAAAGCCAAUGUGGUUGCAAAGCUGCGGAAUUUAGCUGUGCGGACGGAACUUGCAUCGACUAUGGGUUGCAGUGCAAUGGCUACGAGGACUGUCAGGAUGGCUCUGACGAGAAAGAUUGUGAUGAAAUUUCAAGGCGAAUUACCAAAAUUGAAAAAAGUCAUAGGAAAAAAAAUUCUGGACAUGGAACAAAAUCAAAUAUCAAAAAAUUUAAUUCACAUGGAUCAAGAGGAAAAAAAAAGAAAUUAUCAUCACAAAAAGAAGAAGAAGAAGAAGAAUGGAAUUUAAAAAAUCAAGAUAAAAAUCAAUCUAAUGGAAAAUUGGAAAAAAAUAUUAUUAUAACAACAAAUACAGAAUUAUCGAGACCAUUAAAAUCAUCAAUGAUUACUGUUCUUCAACAUGAACCUAUUUUUGAUUAUAAUCGAACUAUUAUUCUCACUACAAAAUAUCAAAAAGAAGAUCUUACAUCUCUUACUAAAACAACGAAUAAUAAUAAUCAUAAUAAUGAAAUUUCCAGUAAUGCUAUUAUUAAAAUUCAAAGCAAGGAUGAAAAAUUAAAGAAAAAUAAAAAAAAAUUAAAAAGAAAACGUCAUUUUUCAACGACUACAACCGAAAAAUCGUUAUCUAGUAUUUCGGUAUUAAAUGUCACAGGGAAAAUCAAAGAGAAAAAAAGAGAGAAAAAAAGAAAGAAAGAAUCAACAACAACGGAAGUUGUCACAACUGAGGAUUUUGGAGUUGUUGUAUUUUCGGCAUUUAAAAAUGAUUCACAAUUUGCAAGGCAGGAGAAUAAUUUCAAGGAAAAUUUAAAAUUGAAAAUUCAACAAAAUAAUAAUAAUACAAAAGCACAAGAAUUGGUGAAAAAUAAAAAUAAUACUAUUUCUAUUAAUAAUUCUAAAAUAAAUAAUGAUAUUAUUAAUAAUACUGUGAAUUUACAACAAAACAAGGAAAAUAAUUUACAAAUUAAAGAAAAAUCCCACAAAUUAAAUAAAAUGAAAAAAAAAUUAAAGGACAAAAUUUUGGCCAACGAUAAAAAGAAAAUGGAAAAUUUAACCGAUAUUGUCGUUGGAAAUUAUACCGCAAAAGUUGGAUCGUCAAUUCAUAAAUAUAUUACAAAAUAUAAUAUCACUUAUACUAUUCCCAACACUACGGAUUUACAAAUUAUUGAUAAAACUAAUGAUAAAAAACUGGAAAAUUAUGAAAUUUUUACAACGCCAGCUAGUAAGCAUAAAAAGAAAAUAAAGAAACACAAAAAUAAAAAUAGAAAAAUUAAAAAACCUGAAAUCAAAGAAGAAACAAACAAGACGGAGGACAAUAAAACGAUAAUUGAAAAAUAUGAUUUGAAAAAAGAAAAUAAAAUUUUGAAAAAUGAUGUAAAAUUGAAUAUUACUUCAAAGCAACAAUUUAAAAAAUGUGAAAUGAAAUGUAUCAAUUUUUGGCGUCAACGUUAUGAAAAUUUAUUAAAGAAAAUUACAUCAAAUGAUACUUUACCACCAAGUGAAAAUGAUAUUAAUUUUGAAUUAAAUAAUACUUUUCAUGAUUGUUUGGAACCUAUUUUAGAAUUAAAUAAUGAAACAUCAAAAAUUGCAACAACUGUUAAAACUCAUCUGGAUAAUAAAGAGGAAAACCAAGAAAUGCCAAAAUUUCAGGAAAUGAAGAAUAAAACAGAAAUUGUCAAGGAAAAUGAGAAAAAUCAAAAUAAAAAUGAAAAAAUAGUGGAUAAAAAUAUUGAAAAAGAAAAGAAAAUUGAAACAAAAAAGUCAAAAAAGAAGGAUAUAGAAAAACAAUCAAAUAAAGAUGGUAAUAAAAGGAAAGAGGGGAAAAAGAGAAAAAAAGGAAAAAAAAGAAUUCGAACUACUGUAAAAACAACAGAAAUUACAACAAUUACACCUGUUGAAAAUUUACAUGAAAAAAUAAUUAAUUUUUCUUUAACAAAUGAUCUUGAAACUUCUGAAUCAAUUAAAAAUAAAGCCGAUUAUAAUAUAAGUGAAACAAGAAAAGAUUUUAUAUCUACGACUGAAUCAUUAAAAGUUGGUGGCUGGGAUUGGAAUUUCGAUUCGUUUAAGGAAUUUUUUACAUUUGACACAUCUAUGGAGAAAAAAGAUGAUUUAAAUAAAAAAAAUGAAAAUAAAUUACAAGAAAAUGUAUUUUCAUUUAAAAAUGAAAAUACAUUUUCCGAAACAAAUGAUAUUUUAUUUAAUAAUAUUUCCACUGAAUCAAUGACAAUUUUAAAUAAUUAUUCGACAAUUUCAUUUCAUGAUAUAAAUUUGUCAACAAAAAAUAAUUGUGAAUUUUCUGAUUGUAAUAAUAAUAAUAAAAAAAUUGGUGCCAAUAAUUUUACAAUAAAUAGUACAGAAAAAUAUUCAUCAUUAGUAAAAAGAAUACGUAAACCUAAGAAAAAUAAAGAAAAUUGUAAAAAAAAUCCAAAUUCAGAAAAAUGUAAAAAAAAUAAAAAAUCGAAAUUUUCAACAACAAUAAUAAAAAAUGAAAUCACUACGGAAAAAUAUAUUGUAACAACAGAAUUUCAAAAUCGUGAAUUUGUCUCAGAUGAGGAUUUCGAUUCAAAGGAGGCGAGAAAUAAAAAAAAUACAAUAAUUGCAGAUGAUGGUCUACAAACAACAAGUAGACUGUGGAAAAAAAUUUUACAAACUAACGAGAGUGAGAAUGCAAUGGAAAGAUUGAAAAAAAAUGACAAGAGUAUUGAUAGAAGAAGAGGAAGUGAUAAAAAAGAAAAUGAAAUAAAUAUUAAGAAAAAAGAUGUAAAGAAAAAAAAUAAAGUUUACAAAAAUGAAACAGAUUAUUAUGAAGAUGAUGAUGAUAUUGAUGAUGAUGAUGAUGACGACGAUGAUGAUGACAUUGACGAUGAAGAAUUUGAUGAUAAUAAAAUAAAUCUCGAUGAUUAUGAUACAAAUGGCACACAAUGUUUUGAUAAUGAACAUUUUUGCGAUGGCGUUUGUCUCGAUCAAAAAUUGAAAUGUGAUUCAAAAAAACAUUGCAGCGAUGGUAGUGAUGAGGAAAAUUGUCAUGAAAAAAUAAAUUUUAAUAAAAGGGGCAAAAUGAUUAAAACUGGUUCAAAUAAAAUUCUCGAAUCAACGAUAUAUGAAAGUCAUGAACCAUGCCGACCAUGGGAACAUUAUUGCGAUGGAAAAUGUAUUAAUUCGGAAAAAAUUUGCAAUGGAUUUUAUGAUUGCAACGAUGGAAGUGAUGAGGAUUUGCGAAAAUGUAGACAAGAAUGUAAAAAUGACGAAAGAAUGUGCGCUAAUGGUAUUUGCAUCAAAGCUGACUUUUUCUGUGACGGAAGGACCGAUUGUUUAGACGGAAGUGACGAGAGAGAUUGUAAAAAUCACAACGAAAUUCCAAGUUAUCCAAGUUGUUCACCUAAUGAAUUUACAUGUGCCGAUGGAUCUUGCAUUCCAAGCUCGUAUGUUUGCAAUCAUAGGCCUGAUUGUUCAGAUAGUUCUGAUGAAAUAAAUUGCCGAGGUUGCACUCGUGAUCAAUUUCAAUGUUGGAGUAAUGGUGUUUGUAUUCAUGGAAGUCAGAGAUGUGACAGAAUUUACAAUUGUGAUGAUGGUUCUGACGAAACUGAUUGUCCGAAUAUUGAAGAAACAACACGACCGGGAGCUCAUCCCAUGCCAGGCUGUCCUGGAAAAUUCAUGUGUCGUUCUGACAAUACGUGUUUGCCUCUAUCUGCUCGUUGUAACGGAAUUACGGAAUGUAGAGAUCGCUCCGAUGAAGAUCAUUGUGAAUGUCAACCUGACCAUUGGAGAUGUGAAAAAGGUCCUUGUAUUCAUAUAUCAUUGAGAUGUAAUCAUAUGAUAGAUUGUCCUUAUGAUAAUUCGGACGAAUUGGACUGCGAUUUCUUUGAUAGUAACUCCUCCUUGGCCGAUUUGGAUUUAAAAACAUAUCCAAGUGAACAAAUUAUCAAAGAAAACCCAGCGAAAUUAGGUCGAGAAGUUGUGUUCCAAUGUCGUGAUGAGGGACCACUUCGAUCUAAGGUUCGUUGGAUCAGAGGAAAUGGUUUACCACUACCACCAGGCAGUACAGAUGUUAAAGGACGUUUGGAAAUUCCAAAUAUUCAACUCGAACAUGCUGGAAUUUAUGUUUGUGAAGCAAUUGGACAUUAUCAUAGUCCGGGAAAUCAGAAAAUUGUUAAUCUUCAAGUUGAAAAGUUUGAAUUUCCAACAAAUCGACCACCACAAACUUGUGGUUAUGAUCAAGCAACAUGCAGCAAUGGUGAAUGUAUUCCAAAAUCCAAAGUUUGCGACGAUGUUUUCGAUUGUUCAGACGGAUCUGACGAAAUGAGAUGCAAGAAAUAUGGUUGUGAACCAAAUGAAUAUCGUUGUGCGAAUAAACAAUGCGUAAGUAAAUUGUGGCGCUGCGAUGGAGAUAAAGAUUGUAGCGAUGGAAGUGAUGAAGAAAAUUGUGCGCCAACACCUCCUGGUUCACCAUGUCGAAACAGUGAAUUCCAAUGUAGAAGUCAUAAUCAAUGUAUACCGAAAAGUUUCCAUUGUGAUGGUGAACGCGAUUGUCAGGAUGCAAGUGACGAACUCGGAUGCUCUCCCGUCUACAUCACAAAACCACCUCAACCAAUGGUGAUACUAAAACCAGGAGACGUUAUGAUUCUGACUUGUACAGCAACUGGAAUUCCAAUUCCGGAAAUAAAUUGGCGAUUAAAUUGGGGUCAUGUACCAGCAAAAUGUACAUCUACAUCAGUAAAUGGAACCGGAACUUUAACAUGUGAAAAUAUUCAAAUCUCCGAUCAAGGCGCCUAUUCUUGUGAAGCAUUAAAUAUCGCUGGUUUUGUAUUUGCUGUACCCGAUGCAAUACUUGUUGUUAAACCGGAAGGUGAAAGAAUAUGUCCACCUGGAAAAUUCAAUGCCGAUGCCAAGACACCAGAUGAAUGUAUUUCGUGUUUCUGCUUUGGAGUUGCAACCGAUUGUCGAAGUGCUAAUUUAUUUACCUAUCAAAUUCCACCACCUUUCGAUCGACACAGAGUUGUUAAUGUUGACACAUCAUCGGAAAUUAAAAUUGGAGCCGAUGCUGAUCGUAAUUUAAUUGGUGUGCAACCAAUUGGUAUCGAUGGUGCACAAUUAAUUUCCUCGUAUUAUAAUGAACUUAAUAAUUAUAAUAUUCCUUAUUUUGCCCUACCGGAAGUAUUCCGUCACGAACAAUUAAAAUCCUAUGGUGGUUAUUUGAAAUAUACGAUUAGAUACAGUGGUAAUGGAGUGCCAAAUGAAGCGCCAGCGGUAAUUUUGACAGGAAAUAAUAUUACUCUAAUUUAUAAGGGUAAAGAAGUAUUGCCACAUUAUGAUACUGAGGAGAGUGUUCGUUUCUUUGAGGGUUAUUGGCAGAAGAAAUUGGGAAGAUACGAGGAGCUUGCGACACGAGCGGAUAUUAUGAUGGUUUUGCAAAAUGUUGGCGAAAUACUCAUUAAAGCCAAAUAUGAAGAUUCGCCAGAAUUGGAUGUGACGAUUACAAAUAUUGUUUUUGAUUCUGCGGAUGCAACGAAUACGGGUCUUGGUUCUGCUGCUUUUGUCGAGGAAUGUAUGUGUCCUUCGGGAUAUUCUGGUUCAUCUUGUCAAUCGUGUGCCUCGAGUCAUAGAAAAAUUCAAAGUGGUCAAUUUUUGGGUCACUGUGUACCGGACACUGUGGAAGUUUGUCCACCAGGAUAUUAUGGCGAUCCUUCGAGAAAUAUUCCUUGUCAACUUUGUCCCUGUCCACUUACAAAUCCUGAUAAUCAACACGCUCGAACGUGCCGUCUUGGACCACGUAAUGAACCAAUUUGCGAUUGUCCUGCCGAAUAUACUGGCGAUCGUUGUGAAAAAUGUGCAGCUGGAUUCCAGGGCGAUCCUUAUAGAGGCAAAUGUAUACCAAUAACGGCAGCAUGCGAUCCAGCAGGUAGUCUCAGUAGUUACGUUGAUCCUCGAACGAAUUCAUGUCGAUGCAAGCCACAUACAACUGGUCUUUUGUGCGAUGAAUGCAAGGAUAAUGCUAUUCGUCUACCCUCGUCGAAACAUCUAAGAUGUCUUUCUUGCUUCUGUAUGGGUGCCACUAAUAGAUGUGUUGGUUCCAAUUUAUAUCGAAGCGAGAUUCGAGUAACGUUCUCUUCAUCUACAAGAGAUUUUUCUUUGGUUGAAUCAAGAUCACCAAACGCUGAACCUAUUGUUAAUGAUUUGAGAAUUGAUGCAGUUUCACGUGAAAUGAUUUAUAGAAAUUUCCCCAAUCGUGGCAAUAAUGAUGUUUAUUAUUGGCAAUUACCGAGUAUUUUCUUGGGCGAUAGAGUAACAUCUUAUGGUGGUAAUCUUAAAUAUACAGUUAGAUAUAUGCCAUCUCCUGGUGGGCAAAGUUCACGAAAUAAUGCUGCAGAUGUUAUCUUGAUGAGUUCAAACAGUGAAUUAAUAUUGCUUCACUAUGCAUCAAAUAAUAGAACGAGUUCAGCUGAUUUUAAUACACAACAAACAUUUACUGUUCCAUUGUUAGAGGAAUAUUGGCAACGUGAAGAUGGCACAAAGGCUGACAGACAAUAUUUGUUGGUAGCAUUGGCCGAUGUUAAAGCAAUUAGAAUUAAAGCAACUUAUACAACACACACUGAUGAAGCUGCUCUAUCCAUGGUUUCGCUUGAUACAGCAGAAAGAUUUAACACCGGAAGAGAUCGUGCUCCAGAAGUUGAGGAAUGCAGUUGUCCAGCUGGUUACAAAGGUUAUUCUUGCGAAGAUUGUGAUUUAGGAUAUACGAGAGUUGCUGAGGGAAUAUAUCUUGGAAGCUGUGAUCCUUGCAAUUGUAAUGGACAUUCUAAAUAUUGCGAUGCCGAAACAGGUGUUUGUAAGAACUGCGAUCAUCACACAACUGGCGAUCAUUGUGAAUAUUGUGAACAUGGAUACGAAGGGGAUGCAACUCGUGGUUCUCCACACGAUUGUCAACAAAAUGGUACCAUAACACCAAGUUGUGAUCCAGCAGGAUCGGAAAAUGGUUUAUUAGUUGGCGAUCAGUGUAUGUGUAAACGAAAUGUCAUUGGUCCACGAUGUGAUCGUUGUCGUCCUUCAACUUUUGGUCUCUCGAUAAACAACACCGAUGGAUGUAAUCAAUGUUUCUGCAGCGGUGUUUCCAAUCAAUGUCACGAAAGUUCUCUCUAUAUUCAACAAUUGCCAAUAUUUAUUUAUGAUAAUAGCAACAAAUUCAUACUUACCGACAGCUCAAGACAAAAAGUCAUCGAUACAGUGUUUGAUUUAAAUAUUGCAACAAAUGAAAUUGGUUACCGUUAUUCGGGUUCACGUAGUCCCAGACUAUAUUGGUCCCUUCCAAAAGAAUAUACAGGCAAUAAAUUGACAAGCUAUGGUUCAAAUUUAAUUUUAACUCAACAUAUUAUAACACAACCGAGAGCGCGUACUUAUUCAGAUCAAGAUGUCAUUCUCUUUGGAAAUGGUAUAACUCUUUAUUGGAAAAAUUCCCGUGAUUUAGUUCCUGGCGUUAAAAUGACCUACAAUGUUCCGUUUAGAGAAUCGGAAUGGUAUCGACUAACUCAAGAAGGUCCACGUCGUGCUUCAAGAAUUGAUCUAAUGACUGCUUUAACCGAUGUCGAGGCAAUAUUAGUUCGAGCUACACAUAGCGAAGAAAUGAUUGGCACUUAUAUUAGUGAUAUUAUUUUGGAAUUUGGAAGUCAAUCUUAUGGUUCACAGCGAGCAACACAAGUUGAAAUUUGCACAUGUCCCGAGGGUUAUGAUGGUAAUUCAUGUGAAAAUUGUAGAAGAGGAUAUUUCAGAAGUAAAAGUGACAGAUCAAGAAGUCUACUUGGCAAUUGUGAAAAAUGUCCCUGCAGCAAUAAUGAAUUAAGUUGUGAUUUAAGUCGCACUGGUCAAGUUAUUUGUCACUGUGCACCGGGAUACACUGGACAUGAUUGCUCUCAACUUCACGAGCUCAGGGUAGGUCUUAUGCCCGUGAAUGUUGAAAUGUCACCAAACACUGUCGUCAAUUUCACAUGCAAUUAUGAAGUACUGGCGGAAAAAUUUAAGAUCAUUUUCAAUUUAUCAUCAUUCGAGGGAAAACCAAUAACAGCUAAGGGUUUAAAACUUAGUCAUAUGCAUUGGACUAGCUAUGGUGGCUAUCGAUAUUGGAGUGUCAACAUUGGAAGAACUCCAUGUCUUGUCGAAUGUUUUAUAUUGGAUAAACAGGGCAAAGAACUGGCUCGGAUCAUGACGUCUGUGAAACCAGGUUUUCCUGAUUCAUCCCGUAAUCAAACAAUAGACACUGGAUAUCCUCCGGAACCAACAAUAACUGUCGAAAUUACAGAACCUGCAUUCCAAAUAGUUCAAACUGGAAAUACGGUCACAUAUCAUUGUUCAGGAAAAUCUAAAGAAUCCAAUCAAGUUCGAAUUAAAUGGGAAAAAGAUGGUGGAAGACUACCUCCUGACAGAAGUAUCGAUGAUGAAAGUGGAGUGCUGGUCAUACAAGAUGUAACCGUAUCGGACAGUGGUGUUUAUAUUUGUCGUGUUACCGAUGGAUACGAAGUGGCAACAAGUAACGUCACUCUCUCCGUUGGAGUAUCUGAACCAACUGAACCCAGAGCUGAAAUAUCACCACGUUAUAAAGAAGUCCAUGAGGGUGAAAAUUUUGAAUUCCGUUGUCAAGCCACUGGAUAUCCACAACCGGAAAUAAGAUGGACCCGAGCAAAUGGUCCACUGAGUCAAGAAACAAGAAUUCACGGCGGUGUUUUAAGAUUCACAAAUGUAAGAAAGAGCGAUGAAGAUGAAUACAAGUGUAUUGCUAAAAAUAGCGAAGGUGUUACUGAAGUAACAGGUGUAUUGUACGUUAAAGAUUACGCUGAACCGACUCAUUAUCCGCAUUCGCCGAUGAAUAUUACACUUCAACCGACUGAAUGGACAGGAAGUAGUGGCGAUACUGUGCGUAUAACAUGUUCAGCUUCAAGAAAUAGUCGAGUAACAUGGACACGUUCGGGAAAAAUUCCACUGCCCUAUUCAGCGACUCAACAUAAUGGAGUUUUAAUAAUUCAAAAUCCAAUGCCAAAUGAUUCUGGUGUUUAUGUUUGUACAGCAGUUAAUUAUGAAGGACAGGAGAAAAGUGAACAGGCACGAAUAACAAUUGUUCAAAGACAACAGGAGGUUCCAGUUGUUAAAGCACAACCCGAACGACAAACAGUUUCACAGGGUACUAAUGCUGAAAUAAGAUGUAUCGUCUCUGGUGAGCAGGGAAUGCAUUUCAAAUGGACAAAACAUGGUGAAACUUCACUUGGACCAAAUGCUCAGGAGAUGGGUGAUACUUUGAAAUUCCAUAAUAUUCAAGUACACGAUCGAGGAAUUUAUAUUUGCCGUGUUAGUAAAGCGAGAACUAGUUAUGAAGCUAGCGCUAUGAUCGAAGUUGAACAACGACAAUCUCCGAUUGUGGAAUUAUAUCCAAGUAAAUUACAAACUGUAUUAAUUGGUGGUUCAGCGGAUAUGCAAUGUCGUGCCCAAGGUCAACCCACACCGGAAGUACAUUGGUCACGUGAAGACGGUCGAUUAUUCUCACAUAAUAUUGAACAAUUACCAGGAGGACUUUUGAGACUAACGAAUAUUAGUUACAAUGAUGAGGGUCAUUAUGUUUGUACAGCAACAAAUUCAGUAGGAAGAGCAACAUUAGCUUCAGAAAUUGUUGUUCAUUCACGACCAAUUAUUACCAUUAGUCCAAAUAGUGGAAUUUUAAAUGUCAAAACAGGAGAUAGAGUGAAAUUGAUUUGCUCAGCUGUUGGUAAACCGCAGCCAAAUAUUGUUUGGACCAAACGAACGGAUUCGUCAUUCAUGGAUCCAUUCAGUCGAUCGGGAAGUAAUGCGGUUUAUGAGAUUUAUUCUGUUUCACUGGACGAUGAAGCAACUUAUACGUGUCAAGCGACAAAUUCCGCGGGUGUUUCAGAAGAAAGUGUACAUAUUAAAGUUGAUGAGGAUAUUAUUGAUCAACCACCAGCGCCCUGUCGGGGAGAUCAACCAUGCAAUGAGGAUAUUUCUUAUCCACCUUCUAAUCCCAAUUCGGCGGUGGUGAUUGAAGAUACAUUCAAUAAAAUACCAACUGGAGGAAAAGUUGAAUUACGUUGUCAAUUAAAAGGAAGAGAUGUGGAGCACAUUUAUCUUGAUUGGAAGAGAGGUGAACAUCUUCAAUUACCAGAGGGAAGUACAAUUCAAGGUGGAAUAUUAACUAUACCAGUUGUGACAAAAGAAGCUGAGGGAGAAUACAUUUGUCUUGGUCUUGAUCAUCAUGGUUCAGUUUUAUUCGAAGCGAAAUCAAUUCUCGAAGUUGUUUCUGUACCUAGAAUUGAAUUAAAUCCAACAAAACAAAUUGUUCGUCCUGGUGAGAAUCCGAGCAUAUUGUGUCGAGCAACAGGUGACGAGCCUCUUAAAAUUGAAUGGAAAGCAGUUGGUCGUGAAAUGCCUAAUUCAGUAACGAGAGAUCGUGGUUAUAUUAAAUUCCACGGAAUUACUUAUUCCGAUGCAGGAAGAUAUGCCUGUAUUGCCACAAAUUCAGCAGGAAGUGCUAAAGCUGUUGCAGAAGUUUUAGUUAAUGAAAACGAAGGAAAUGUAGUUCGAGCCUUAGAGAGAGAUAUAUCGACAUUCGCUGGAAAUACGGUUAGAUUGAGGUGUGUUGUUCAAGAAAGAGCUGUUAUUCAAUGGAGCCGAGAAGGUCAACCUCUACCAACAAAUUCACGAGCAGGUGAUGAUUAUCUAGAAUUAUUCUACGUUCAACCAGAAGACAGUGGACAAUACACAUGCAAAACGAGUAACGAAAAUGGUGUAUCGAGCGAUUUUAUAAACUUAAAUGUCAGCCCCGCUACUGCGCCUUACAUUUCCGUGAAACCAUCACAAGAUCUUGUCAAUAUUGGAGAUACUGUUGAUUUAAUUUGUUCAACUUCCGGUGUUCAAAAUCCUCGAUAUUUAUGGUCGAAACUCAAUGAAAUAAGUUUACCGCAUAAUUCAAGAGCUCAUGGAAGUACAUUGAGAAUUUCAAAUGCAGCUGUUAGUGACAGUGGAACUUAUAGAUGUACUGUAGAAAGUCGCGAUGUUACUUUGGAUGGUGAUUACAAUCUCGUUGUUCAAGGUGGUACGGCCGACGCUCCAGCUAUUGAAACAGUGUCAGCUCCAUAUGGAUCAGACAUUGAGAUGAAUUGCAGUCCCAAUUUAGAUCCUCCAUUGAAAUUCCAUUGGAAAAAACUUGAAGGACAAAUGCCAUCGAAUAUUGAUCCACAUGAAAAUAAAUUGAGGAUUGAGAAUGUUAAAGCGGAAAAUGCUGGAACGUAUAUUUGUGUGGCAGACAAUGGUCUUGAGACACUUGAAGUUCCAAAUGUUCUAGUCGUAACUGGAGUUGUGCCAUAUUUCCAUCAAGCUCCACAAAGUUACAUUGCCCUUGCACCAUUGACUGAUGUUCAGCUUAAAUUUAAUAUUGAGGUCUCUUUUAAAACGGAAAGCUACGAUGGAUUAAUUCUCUAUAAUGAUGAAACUCAUCGUGGAAAUGGUGACUUUUUGUCCUUGGCUAUCGUUGGAGGAUUUCCAGUUCUCACAUUUGAACUUGGUUCAGGACCAGCGGAAAUACGUGCUAAUAAAUCAAUUUCACUGAGCACAUGGCAUACUAUUAAAAUUCAACGUCUUCGCAAAGAAGGCAAUAUGCUUAUUGAUGGUGAAGGUCCUUAUACUGUUUUUGCAUCGGGUAGAAAACAAACACUCGAUCUAAAGGAACCACUUUAUGUGGGUGGAGUUCCACGUAAUCAAUCAAUUAAUGAAUAUGUGAAGAGGCGAACUUUUGGAAAUGGAGUACAAGGUUUUGUUGGUUGUAUUAGUAAAUUAGUGAUUGGAGAAACUCAUAUUGAUUUAAUGGGCGAUCAAACGGAAAGCACUGGAAUAACGAGUUGUGAAACUUGCGCUGAAAAUUCAUGUCAAAACGGAGGUGCUUGUCAAGAAGCUGCUGUAAAACAUGGUUAUAAAUGCUUGUGUCGUGCAGGUUACAGUGGACCACAUUGCGAAUCCGUGGGACAAUCUUGUUAUCCUGGUGCUUGUGGAGAAGGUAAAUGUGUCGACUUAGAGACUGGUUUCGUAUGCUACUGUCCGUUUGGAACAAAAGGAUCGAGAUGCGAGCAACCAGUUAAUAUCCAUAAGCCAUUAUUUAGAGAUACCAGAUCAUAUCUUGCAUAUCAUACACCAAAAGCUGUUCGUCGAUUAAAAUUAGCAAUGAAUUUCAAUCCAUCUGAUGAGAGUGAUGGAAUUCUAAUGUACGUUUCACAAAGUGAGGAGGGUCUUGGCGAUUUUGCGGCUGUUACAAUAAAAAAUAGACACGUUGAAUUUCGUUUUGAUGUUGGUACUGGAAUGGCGAUUAUCAAAUCAAAUAUUAUUGUACAACCUGGUAUUUGGACACAUAUUUCUGUAAAUAGAGAUUAUAAGCAAGGAUCAUUGUCCGUUCAUGGUGAACCACCUGUUGAGGGAAGAUCUCCUGGAGCAGCACGAACAAUGAGUUUAAAUACACCUUUAUACAUUGGAGGAGUUGAUAGAAGGAAAAUUAUUAUUAAUAAAGAUUUGGGAGUUGAUAGAAGUUUUCAUGGUUGUAUAAAUGAGUUGGAAGUUUCUGCAAUGAAUAUUGAUUUACUAAAAUCGCCCAUUGAUUCUGUAAAUGUUGAAGAUUGUUCAUCAGUUCAUGAACAAAAUCAAACAAUUUAUCCAUCAACAACGCAAUCAUCUACUUUAAUGACUACACUAUAUAAUCCAUGUGUUUCGAAUCCUUGUAUUAAUGGAUUAUGUCAAAGUACAAAUAGUUAUGAUUAUUCUUGUACUUGUGAAUAUGGCUAUGUAGGAAGAAAUUGUGAAAAUGUUUUAAAACAAUGUGAAUUAUUAGUUCCUUGUAGAAAUGGAGGCACUUGCACCGAUUUACAAGGAACAUAUAAAUGCGACUGUCUUCUUGGCUAUAAUGGACAAAAUUGUGAAAAAACCGCUGAAUUUUCUUACGACGUUGCAUUUAAAGGCGACGGUUGGUUAGAACUCGAUAAAUCGAUAAUGACACACGAGGAAGAAAGAGAAGUAUUAGGUUUUGAAAUAACGACAAAUAAAUCAAAUGGUUUGAUUAUGUGGCAUGGACAAACACCUGAUGAUUUACGUCCUGCUGAUUAUAUAUCUCUAGCAGUAGUGGAUGGAUAUGUGGAGUAUCAAUAUAAUUUAGGAUCUGGACCAGCAGUAAUUAGAGUUGCGGCACAACGAGUUGACGAUGGUGAAAGACAUAGAAUUAUUUUAAAAAGGCAAGGAAGUGAUGGAAGCAUUGAAUUAAAUGGCGAACAUAUGGAAAGUGGUGUGAGUGAUGGCUUACAGCAAACUCUUAAUACUCGUGGCAGUGUUUAUUUAGGAGGAGUUCCAGACUUUGCCAUGACCUAUGGAAGAUAUCGAGAUGGCUUUUCAGGAUGUAUUUAUACACUUGAAGUUCAAGAUUCUGGUGCAAUCGAUAUUGGAGAAAAGGCGAUUAGGGGAAAAAAUGUUUUACCUUGCACAAGAGCAAGAUGGAUUCCAUCUUCGCUUGUAUUUCCAGACGCGGAUACUGAUAUCUUCGAUGCUUUUGUACCUCCACCACCUGUAAAUAUAAUUCAUCCGAAACCCACACCUAAUUUUGCUUUUCGAAAUAUUGACUCUUUCUUUCUUUUGCCAGUCACGUGUCUUUUUUUGAUAAAUAGUCAACUUUUGUCACUAACAAGAUUUAUAUGUUUAUUUUUAAAAUAAUUACCCAUUUUAAAAUAAUGCACGUUUUCUAAAUUAAAUGUACAAAAUUUAGAAAAUGGGCAUUUUUUAAAUGCUUAUAUUGUCAAUGUUAUUUGUAACUAAUGAAUUUGUAAAUUAUUGCUUUUCCUAAUCAUGGAAUUGAACGAUUGAGUGACUUGAGCAAUCAGAUUUAAUUACACCAAUAGCAAAAAAAAAAAAAAAAAAACCAAGAGGUGUAAUAUUAUUAUAAUGAUUAAAACAAAAA